GGUCGCCGUGAGAUGGAGUGUGGCAUGAAAGACAGGCAAUCAUGCUCGAUCGCGAUUACUUUGUAAAUGGCAUGGCUUUCAUCAUUUUGUUGGAUUUUCUCAGCACUUUGGUGGAUGUGGAUUCCAGAGCAAGGGGACAUGAGACGCCCACCCUGACCCUGUUAACAUCUGAAAUUUGUUUGGGCCUAUACACUCUGGAGUUGGGCGCUGUGUUCUAUUUGCAUGGAAUUCAAAGGGCAUGUAGCCACAAGUCGAUCCUCUUCGACCUGUUUUGCGUUGUAUCUGGGUAUAUGGCGACCUUGAUUUACCUGUUGGGCGCGCUUUUACCGACAGAAGCCAAAUUCCUGGCAGAUCUGAAGGUCAUGCGCCUCAUUCGUAUCCUACGGGUGGCCCGUGUGAUCCGAAAAACCCGUUCCUUGCGGGAGCUUCAGAAAUUGCUGCAGAUGAUGUCGACGGGUCUGAAAGCCCUGGGGUGGUCUUUCGUAUUUUGCUUCGCCUUCAUGACACUGUGGGCCAUGCUUAUGGUUGAGUUUGUCCACCCGUUAAUGCAGCAGAUGUUCCGCGACGGCCGCGCUUUUCAAGACUGCCCGGAGUGCGCUGACUGGGCAUCCUCAGUGAUGAAGGCGAAUUUCUUACUGUUCAAAACUGUCAUUGCAGGAGAUAGUUGGGGGAAAAUCGCAGUCCCAGUCAUUGAACACUACCCGGCCACGGCCAUCAUCUUCUGCGGCUCGUUGCUCACGCUGGUCUUUGGGGUUUUGAACAUGGUGGUCGCUGUGGUUGUGGACUCCUUUGCAGAGAGUCGGCAGAAAGAUUUGCUGCAUUUGGCAGAGGAGCUGGAGCAUGAAAAUACACAGGACAAGAAGCAUCUCGAAGAAAUGUUCGACCGCUUGGAUUCCAAAGGCAAAGGUGAUGUCACAUUGGACCAACUUGUGGAAGGGGCCAGUAUAGAUGAAGGUUUUCAGAGCAGGUUGAGAGUGAUGGAUAUUGAUCAGGACGAUCUGGAACAAUUCUUUCAUAUGAUUGAUUCAGACAUGAGCGGCGCCAUCAACAAGGAGGAGUUUGUGGGGCCCAUGAGCCGUUGGAUCGUAGAUUCCAAGACGGCGCCCCGCUUCGUGAAGUACAACGUGGAGCGUGUGCUGCAUCGGCAGGGUGAGCUGUUGAAGCAGAACCAGCAGCAGUUUAGCAUCCUGAGUUCUCGCUUGGAUGAACUUUGUGAACACUUAUUGCAACCUUACCGAGGUGAGGUGCCGAAGAUCAGGGCCUCGGAAGCGACCGACGGAACCGACGAAACUCUGGCAACUUUGGGCGUGAGCUCACUGAGCUCCACAGAACUUGGCAUCGAACAACCGAAG
This is a messenger RNA of Cladocopium goreaui, 1352 nucleotides long. The record is from the annotation of a GenBank genome assembly. Lineage: Eukaryota; Dinophyceae; Suessiales; Symbiodiniaceae.